GAGGAGGUUGAUCCGAUGGUCCGAGUGUGUGCGUGAUAGAAGAUCUGGCGUUGUUCUGUCGUGCGUCCUCAGAUGAAAAGCAAAUCCCACCAAAAGCGCAACUUUUGUGUUGCAUCAUAAGCAAAACAAAAUCGUCCGAUAAACCCGGGUGCUUUAAAGAGCUUCUACACUGUUUCACUAAAGUUUGUUUCUUGUGAUCGCGUGCAUCUGACGCUGGAAGUUUAGCUGGUGAGAAAGUCAGGAUGUCAGAUAUCUCUGUAAAUGAUCAUCUGGAGGGGAUAUUGUCUGAUUUUGAGGCUCUAAAGAGGUCCUUUGAUAUUGAUGAUGAGAUCCCUACAUACUCCCCUACAUCUUCUGUCACAUCUACCAUGACCCCAAGUGCAAUCCUAAACAAAGCAAAUGAUGUGAGGAAUCCAGGGAACCAGGUAUCUUCUCCUUAUCGCUCCAGGAUUAGUAUCAACUGCAGUCCUGCCCAGAGCCCUGUUUUGAGAAGCAGGAUGGUCUCCAGCCUGUCCUUCAAUCGAGGGACAAUGGGAAAGCCCACCAUCAAUGCCAACUCUGGUAUCAACAGAGCUGCUUCUUUCCAGAACAAAUUCAACCCUAAUGGUUUCAAUUCAUCUAAAGGCCCAGGGAGUGACAAUGACAGUCUCCAUAGCUCUUCUUCCAGUCUGGAGUACCAGGCCUCAUCCAAAAUGUGCUCCUACACCAGCCCUCCCCAGAGUCCUGUUGGGGUUGGGGAAUACAAGGCUCAACGCUUGGGUAGCCCAGCCCUGAAGAAGUUCUCCUCCCAUGGGAAUGUCUUCCACUCGGAGCUUGAGGGGCCUUUGGUUAUUCCAACUGAACCCAUGGGUAUUAGUCAUGGCUCCAUGCCUUCUCUGGAUCUCCAGAUGGCAGAAAACUCAGGAAUGAGACGAAUGAUUUCCCCUCUGUCAAGAUUCACCAAUGCUGGCACACAGUGGAACACAAGUCCUCAUAACAUCCAGAACAGCAGUCUCUACGCAAAAGAAUCCCCUCUCAACCACCAGUCUUCUAAAUCUAAAGAACCAGUGCGUCUCCACAAAUUCCCUCUUGACCUUGACAACCUGGUCUUCAAGUCUCAGACAGAAUCCACAUCAGUGCCUAAACCACCACCAAGAUUCCACACGUUAUCCACCAGCCCCACUGUGUCGGCUAGUUCCUCAGCAUCCAUCAGCAGCUUGGACAGCACCGACCUAGCCAUGACCCACAACAACAACAACAACAUCAUUAUUGACAAGAAGGAGCCCAUCACUCCUCCUGGAGCUAUCCCAGUUCCCAACAUAAGUGAAUCUCCCGUCCUGCUUUCUCCAGCUCAGACCCCUCAAUUCAACAUAGCCUCUAAACCACAAGUGGUCCAUGUGGCCCCUGCUCCCACAUUUCCAGGACAAAUUGGUACCAACCCUGGGAUAGAUCAGGAUGAUAUCCAUGCCAAAGAAAGUGUGGGUUCCAUAUUGCAGAGAAUUGCCUCUUUCUCCAAAGUGGAGACUCCAGUGCCCAACGCACGUCCUGUCAUCCCAUUGAGUAAUGGUGUUAAUAAAGUCUCACCAUCAGUAGUGCCCAAGGAGCUUAAGAGAUCAGAAGACACGGCACAGGAUCAGGUCUUGGAUCUGGAACCAUCCGUCCAGAUGGAGGAGGAGAUGGAGGUCAUUGAGGAGACAGAGGUGGAGGAGAGGAGAGUGGAGAUCGAACAUCCUCUGCCAUGCCUCAGUGGAUCUGACACACAAGGCAUCAUCAAAGGCAAGGAUCUGUUCGGAUAUGUCGGCAUCGAGGCGGUUCUGGACCAGAUGAGACGCAAAACCAUGAAGGCUGCUUUUGAAUUUAAUAUCAUGGUUGUUGGUCAGAGCGGGUUGGGAAAGUCAACGCUUGUCAACACGCUCUUCAAGUCCAAGGUCAGCAGGAAGUCCUGCACUCCCAACUACGAGGAGAAGAUCUCCAAAACUGUCCACCUGCAGGCAGUCAGCCACAUCAUUGAGGAGAAAGGAGUAAAGAUGAAACUCACUGUGAUUGACACACCUGGAUUCGGAGACCAAAUCAACAAUGAGAACUGCUGGGAGCCUAUUGAACAGUAUGUGAAUGAACAGUAUGAGAAAUACCUGAAGGAAGAACUGAAUGUCAACAGGAAGAAAAGAAUCCCGGACAGUCGUGUCCACUGCUGCGUCUACUUCCUGCCAGCCACUGGACACUGGUUACGCCCCAUAGAUGUGGAGUUCAUGAGGAGACUUGGGAAGAUAGUAAGCAUCGUCCCUGUGAUCGCCAAAGCAGACACGCUAACUCUCGAGGAACGGCUAGAGUUUAAACAAAGGAUAAGACAAGAUCUCCAGGCCAAUGGGAUCGGAGUGUAUCCGCAGAGAGAAUAUGAUGAGGAUGCUGAAGAUCGAAUACUCAACGAUAAGAUUAGGGAAAACAUCCCAUUUGCUGUUGUGGGAACCGACAAGGAACAUCAGGUGAACGGAAACAAGGUUUUGGGAAGAAAAACGAAGUGGGGGAUCAUUGAAGUUGAAAAUGUUGCCCAUUGCGAGUUUGCACACCUGAGAGAUCUUCUUAUUAGGUCCCAUCUGCAAGAUCUGAAGGAUGUCGCUCACAACAUCCACUAUGAGACCUACAGAGUAAAAAGACUCAAUGAAAGCAAUGCAAACGGAUUGACCCUUUCACCUUUGACCUUGGAGAACGGUACCCUAGAGAAGAACGAUGCAGAAAGUCAGCUCUGAAAGGGACGGUGACCGCCGCGCACCAUUUUCACACGUGACGCUGUCUGUCCUGCCCCCGUCGCAAUGGGAGAGAUGAACAUUCCACUUUUAGAUAGCCGUUAAUGGGAAAUCUACACGUUUGACUAAAGACACUUUUAUUUUUGAGAAGAAUCUAUAUUUUGGGAAGGGAUCAGGGUUACGGGCCUGAGAAAGAAUAGUUGAUGAUGUGUUAUUGAACCAAGAAAUUUUUUCCCUCUUUAUAUUUUUUCUAUUUUGAUAUCUUUCACACAUGUCGUGUUCUUUGCCUCACGUUGGGCCGAAUGAAUGGCACAGCGCUUUGGCAUAUUGGAUAACGUGUGUGCGCCUACAUGCCCAGCUGGAAGAGAGAAAUCCCAUAAUCCCUAUCUGCACAUGUACACUGAACCAGCAAUGUGACGUACCUUUUGCUCUUUUAUUUUCAGAAGUAAUUGUUCUAGAUUUUUUACAGCAAAAAAAUCUUUUUUUUAAAUAAGAGAAAAAAAACUUUAGACAAAUAUUUUUGUUACCAUAGCUGCUUAGUAGCCGAAGGUAUUUUCUUAACAGAUAAGAGUCUAAUUACUGCUAUUCAAGAAGAACUGCUGUGAUAAAACCCAAUGUGUUUCUAUAAUGGGAAAUAUUUCAAAUAUAACCUUUGACCUGUGGAUGGCUGGUGUCAGAUAUACUACUAUUGAUAUAGUAUUUUCUAAUAGAGACAAAGAAAAAGCUGUCCAUUUGAACAUACAGUAACAGGUCAAGUUUACAGUUAUGCGUUUUUACUUACUAGUUAACUUAGCUCUUUUUAAGGUACAUCAUGUUUACUUUCCCAUCAAGAGUCUAUCGUACCAUUUGCUUAUUGAAGCUACUGUACAUAACCAUAUUUUUAUUUCCUACAACAUCAUCAUGUUUUUACUCAACAUGUAUUAACAGCUUCAUCAUGGUUUCCUUGUUAUCAAUAUUAAUAUUUGUGUAAACACCAUUGAUUUAUGAUUAAAAAAAUACCACCGUUCAAAAUGUA
Molecule: messenger RNA, 3738 nt
Organism: Paramisgurnus dabryanus
Lineage: Eukaryota; Metazoa; Chordata; Actinopteri; Cypriniformes; Cobitidae
Source: RefSeq, a predicted model, not a curated record